This is a messenger RNA of Salvia miltiorrhiza (redroot sage), 2412 nucleotides long. Its product is annotated as pollen receptor-like kinase 1. The record is from RefSeq and is a predicted model, not a curated record. Gene Ontology annotation, biological process: protein phosphorylation. Lineage: Eukaryota; Viridiplantae; Streptophyta; Magnoliopsida; Lamiales; Lamiaceae. The transcript is spliced from 2 exons. Gene Ontology annotation, molecular function: protein kinase activity; protein binding; ATP binding. Bases 16 to 2130 code for a protein of 704 amino acids.
AAGUGGAAGAAUGGAAUGGCGAAGCGCAGGAAAAGGCGGGCACAUAUAUCGGGAGGAAGUAGAGGAGGCAGAAAACAAAAGAGGGGUUGGGCACUCAUUUCUUCCACACAAAUUUCUCAUUUCUUUCUCCUUCCCUUCUACCCAACCGUCACUGUCGCCGGCAGGACCUCCUGCCGAGGGCCGCGCGCCUCCCCAAAGUGCGCGCACCACAACCACCGCCGCUCCUACGCCAUUACAAUGGCUAGGGCUUCCCCAUCAACCUCGCAUGCAUUCCUCCUCAUCGCUUUCCUUCUCCUCCUCCAUCUCGCCUCCGCCCAGCCGGAGGCCGACGCUCUCCUCAAAUUCAAGGCCUCCAUCACCAACAACGCCCUCGCCCUUUCCAACUGGACCGCCCCCGCCCCCCCAUGCACAGACUCCGCCGCCAAUUGGAACGGCCUUCUGUGCGAGAACGGAACCGUCGGCGGCCUCCAGCUCCAGAGCAUGGGCUUGGAGGGUACCAUCGACGUCGAUGCCCUCGCGCAGCUACCUAAUUUGAAAGUCCUCAGCUUCGCCGGCAACAGUUUCGCCGGUCCUCUGCCUAAUCUGGCCGCGCUCCCCAACGUCAGAGUUGUUUCGCUUUCCAAUAAUAAGAUGUCCGGCGCGAUUCCGGCGAACGCGUUCCUGGGAAUGGUGGCGUUGGCGCAGCUUGAUUUGGAUAACAACGAGUUCUCCGGCGAGAUUCCGGCUUCUCUGGCCGGUCUGCCGGCGCUGCAGGAGCUUAUGCUGCAGAACAAUAGGUUCGAAGGCGGAUUACCGCAGUUUCGACAAGGUCAACUAAAGAACUUCAGCGUCGCCAACAACGCCCUCUCCGGCGAGAUCCCUCCCGGCCUCAGCCAUUUGGAAGUUUCUGCAUUUUUAGGCAACAAAGAUUUAUGCGGAACCCCACUGUUGCUGUGCGCGAAUCACCCGCUGCGCCUGUCUAUUGGAACAAUAAUAAUGAUGUCACUCGUGGUCGCGGCGGCGCUGGCAGCGCUGGUAGCGGUAAUACUGAUCCUCUGCCGGCGCCGCGCACCCCCGCAGGAUGGCGCGGAGGCAGCGGCCCCCGCCGUGCUCUCCGCCGUUGUAGUGGAGAGCGGGGCGGCCCUGGACAGAAUGGAGAGCGGGCAGCAGCGGUCGGCUCCGUCGUCCCCGGCGGCGGGAGGCGCGCACCAGCGGCGGAAGUCGGAGGGCAACGUGCGGAUCACGUUCCUGAAGGAAGACUGUGAUGUAUUCGACAUGACGGACUUGCUGAAGGCGUCGGCGGAGAUCCUGGGCAGCGGCGUGUUCGGGUCGACGUACAAGGCCGCGCUGACGGAGCGGCAGAUCGUGGUGGUGAAGCGGUACCGGCACAUGGGCAACGUGAGCAAGCAGGACUUCAGCGAGCACAUGCGGCGGCUGGGGCGCCUCAGCCACCCCAACGUGGUCCCACUGGUGGCCUUCUACUACCGGCGCGAGGAGAAGCUCCUCGUCUACGACUACAUCAACAAGACCAGCCUGGCCGCCCUCCUCCACGGCAACAGGUCGCGCCCCGGCCGCCGCAUCCCCGACUGGCCCACGCGCCUCAGCAUCAGCAAGGGGGUCGCCAGAGGCCUCCUCUACCUCCACACCGAGCUCCCCAGCCUCACCGCCGCCCACGGCCACCUCAAAUCGUCCAACGUCAUCCUCCACCCCGACAACACGCCGUCGCUCACCGACUACGGCCUCGUCCCCAUCGUCAACCAGGAGCACGCCGAGCAGCACAUGAUCUCCUACAAGUCGCCCGAGUACAAGCACACGCGCCGGAUCACCAAGAAGACCGACGUCUGGAGCCUCGGCAUCCUCAUCCUCGAGAUCCUCACCGCCCGCUUCCCCGCCGACUUCCUCAAGCCCAGGAAGGACGCCCCCGACGCCGACGCCGCUGCCGCCGCCUGGGUCGAGUCCCUCGCCGCCGACGAGGCCGCCGGCGUCGACGUGUUCGACGCCGACAUGGCCAGGGACGCCGACUGCCAGGGGGAGACGAUGAAGCUCUUGAGGAUCGGCUUUGCUUGCUGCAGGGCGGAGGUGGAGGAGAGGCCCGACAUUAAAGAGGCGGCGCAGCAGAUUGAGGAGGUGAGGGAGAGAGAUACAGUUUGAAAAUUUAGAGCUAAUUAAGAAACUAGCUUCAAUCGUCGCCUAGCUUGCUCGCCCACAUCAAAAUUACGUAUGCUAUGCUUGUUGUGGUUGAGCUUUCUUUGAUGAUUUUUGUAUAUCCUUUCAUUUCAUGAUAGUCUGAGGAUGGUUUGGUAGAAGCAGCAGACUGUUAGAAAAUCAGCUCAUUGUAAUUAAAAAAAUACUCCAUGCAUGUUUAUAAGAAGUGGGAUUCUUGCAGAGAUUAUUAUUAAUUAAUGGAUACAUAUACUUUCUGGAUCUUGAUUA